GAUAUCAAAUGUCUAGAGCUAUAUAGGCCUAUUUUACAGUUCACUCCUAUAGUCUGUUGCUACGUAGAUGGUUUUUGCGAUAAACACGGCAUGUAAGUUAUAUGAAUGUGGCCCUUGUGCCUUGGCAUAGCUAUAUAUAGCUGAUUCAAGUUGUCCGUGGUUGGCAUGCCAGACUGCGGUUUUAACAGGAUUCUCUUCAUAUGAUCGCCUAUACACUCGUAUAAUCCUGCAAACCUAACAACAGCAGCUGGUGGUUUCUCUGGACGGUAUAUAGGAGUCAGCAGUGGACUGCGCAGUGUGAUACUAUAGCCAUGCUGUAAUGAGGGCAUGGGGCAAACUUCGUUUUAGGACAGACUGUUAGUGACUUACACAGGGUAUCAAUAAGGUUGUGGACAGAUAACAUUAACAGAUAAUGUCUUCAACGAAGAUAGGUGUAAUUGGCGCGGGGGUCAUCGGGUUAUCGACGGCUUUAAACAUUGUUGAGAGUAUUCCAGAUGCGGAGGUCACCAUCAUGGCGAACAUCUUUUCGCCCAAUACUACAGGAGAUUAUUCUGCUGGGCUCUGGGAACCGUUUGUGACCAGUGGAGCAAACAUACUUCGAUGGUCUAAAGUGACCUUUGAUCACUUGGUCGAACUUGCGCAGUCGCCUUUGGCGGGAAGAAUUGGUGCCCAGUUUUGUUCCGGAUACCAGUUAGGAGAAUGUAACAUUAAUUGGUCCGAUAUUGUGUUGGGUUUUCGACCCAUGACGAAAGAGGAACUGGCGUUAUUUCCAACUUCCGGAGUGACGAUGGGGUCCUUUUUCACCACGGUGAUGAUUGAGUGUUCCAUGUAUCUCCCUUGGCUUAUGCAUCGAUUUAAAGAGAAAGGAGGUCUAGUCUUCCAUCGGAGAGUUAAUUCCUUUGAAGAGAUAGCGGACGAGUUUGACCUGGUUGUGAACUGUGCUGGUCUAGCUGCCAGGGACUUGACCAAUGACAAUACUCUUAAGGCAAUACGUGGACAAGUGGUGAAGGUCCUCGCUCCGUGGAUUAAACAUUUCGUAGUGUUGGAUCACCAAUAUGACCCGGGUCACGUAGCCUAUGUGUUGCCAGGAGCCAAAGCAGUGACUGUUGGUGGAACAAUACAGGAAGGCAACUGGGAAGAAACGGUUGAUGAAAAAGACAAACUUGGCAUCUGGAAACGCUGCACGGAGCUCCUUCCAAGUCUAACGGAGGCGAAGUAUUUGUAUGACUGGGCCGGGUUACGUCCUUUUCGUCCCGAAGUAAGACUAGAAUUGGAAGAGCUUAAAACUGCAAAGGGCAAACAGCUCCCGGUGAUUCACAACUACGGCCACGGAGGAUCGGGUGUUACCCUUCACUGGGGGUGUGCCUUGGACGCCGUCGCGAUUGUCAAAGACACCAUACAGAAAUAUUGUACAAAGAGCAGGUCUACACACCCAUCCAAAUUAUGAAACACUUUGAACUCUUGUGGCGCAGGACCAACUGAUAACGUCUCCUUCAUGUCAUAAGUGUAACUUAAUUUGAAAAUUGGAUUGUGUGCAGAGUCUUUAAAUUAUGAUUGUUUCCGGGAUUUAUAUGUGAUAAUGGAAGAAUAACAUUUGCAUCUGCACUAAUUUUGAAAAAAGUUGAAUCUGUGAUAAGAACAUCUUACAUCGUAUAUAUGAAAUAAGGAAAAUCGAGCCUUCCAGUACUUUUUUUGUACUCUACUACUUAAUCGCCAAUAAUAUGAUAUGAGGACGUAUGUUCUUACUUCUAAUCUGUACUCCAAAGACUGACUUAUUUGUAGUUACUUAAAAACUACAAGCAUUUGGCCCAGUAUUACAGAACUUCCAAAGCUCAAUAAACUGUUAAUGUCGUUAGUUUUAUGAGGAAGAUUGACUUAGAGUGAUUUUCGAAAACCUAAAGCUUGAAAUUUUCGUGAAACUUGCUCAUGGCAUUUGUGAAAUGAUGAAUCAUUUAACAAUUAAGCUGUUAAGUUUGUACACAAACGAUGAAACAACUACUGCACCAACCGUUUGGUGAUUGGCACAGUUGAUAGUAUUAAAUCAUUAUGGUAACAACCAAAGAGCACAAGAAGCAUAAAAAAGGCUAGUACUUGGAAUGAGAUCUCUUUAUAUUAAAAAAUAUGAGUACAGAUGCACCCGCACAAUGGGAAUGUUGUUCAACUGUAAAAAAAAUGUUUUACAGGAAAAUGAAUAUUUACUUUGUUUUCUCCAUAAAUAUAUUGUAUAGAAAUAAUCAGAAUAUGUUUUCUUUUUAA
Liolophura sinensis is the source of this 2256-nucleotide messenger RNA. RefSeq names its product D-aspartate oxidase-like. The transcript is spliced from 12 exons. Gene Ontology annotation, biological process: D-amino acid catabolic process. Gene Ontology annotation, molecular function: D-amino-acid oxidase activity; FAD binding. The record is from RefSeq and is a predicted model, not a curated record. The coding region runs from base 413 to 1447 and encodes 344 amino acids. Lineage: Eukaryota; Metazoa; Mollusca; Polyplacophora; Chitonida; Chitonidae. Gene Ontology annotation, cellular component: cytoplasm.